Molecule: messenger RNA, 1072 nt
Organism: Wyeomyia smithii (pitcher-plant mosquito)
Lineage: Eukaryota; Metazoa; Arthropoda; Insecta; Diptera; Culicidae
Exons: 5
Coding region: 1-1065 (354 amino acids)
Biological process (GO): sensory perception of taste
Cellular component (GO): axon; membrane; dendrite
Source: RefSeq, a predicted model, not a curated record
AUGAAGUGGUUCGCAGUCAACAACUUCUUCGAAACCCGCCGACCGAUUUAUCGGAUCAUGCAAACAUUCUGCCUGACCUCACUCACGGUCAAUUUUCAAGACUUGACGGCGGAACAGACCGCGACCGAUAAGCUGCGCUUAAUCGUUGGACUGCUUUUGUGCAGUCUGACGUUGGUUCUCGGAUAUGGUAACUAUCAAAGCCAGCUGCAGAAUAUGAGCGAUUCGUACAUAAUGAUACAAGGCCUGCUCGGGACGAUGGUUGUCCUUGUUUGUUCCCUGAUCACCAACAUCAUCGCAAACUACGUAAACGGAUCGAGAAUUUUCCGCUGUAGUGUCAAUGUCAACAAGUUUGACCAACAGCUCAAGUUGAAUUUUGGACACCGAUGGAAUUAUCAGCAAGAGCAUCGCAUUGGGGUCGCACUAAUCGUGUUCGGUUACCUCGAAUGGUUCAUGUUGGCGUUGAAUAUGAUGUACGGUCGAAGGUUUAGGCGUGACUUAGAUCGGCACAUCUCGAUUACUGGCCCCGCGCAAAAUCCACUGGCAGCCCGGGACUCAAAAACUCGCUGUCGGAUAGUUCGAAAAUUUGCCCUUCUACAUAAUCAGCUGUGUGACACCGUGGAGUUGAUCAACCGUUGUUUCACCGUACACGCGACCGUGGCCUUGGCAACUGCUUUCGGAUUCACCGUAUUCUCCCUAUUCGGACUAGUUCACUCGUAUGCGACCCAAGCAAGCAAGCAAACGAUGGCGUUAGCCUGGUCGAAUAUGGCGUACGAUGGAUUCUAUUUGACCUUCAUUGUUCAGGUGGUAGUACUCUCCGGUUUAACCCACAGUGAGUGUACUCGCACCUCAGUAUUGAUCCAUAAAAUCGUCAGUUAUAGAUCAUGCGAUCGAAAAACUUUAAAGGAAUUGCGAAUGUUCUCUCAACAACUGUGGCAUCAUGCUCCGAAAGUAUCGUGCAGUUUAUUUGAUUUCGAUUGGCAGCUCUUCUACACGAUUGUUGCUUCACUCACCACGUACCUUGUCAUAUUGGUUCAAUUUGAUUUGGUGAAUUUCAACUACACGUAACUGUCAC